CUCACCCUAAUUUUAUUACACCUUUUCCCUUUCCUCCUUGUCUCAGCGCCGCCAUACCCUUUCUCUCAGCAUCCCGUAAACCAAACAACUUUCCUCAGCUUCAGAAAAUCAGGAAAAAGCAGAAAGAAAGAAAAAGAGAAAGAAAAACGUUGAGGGAGAGAGGGUUCUGAGAAACAGAGUUAGAGAAGAGAGGAGAGGGGGACGGCCAGCGCUGGUGGCCCGGGCUGCUCGCCGCCAUCGCUGUUAGCACCGACGCGGAGGUGAGAGCCGAGAGGAGAAGGGGGGAAGGAGGCGCACCGGCGUUGCUGGGCCUCGCUGCCACCGCCACCGUUGCGUCUUCACCGAGCCUUGGAGGGAGACCACGCCGUUAAGCCGCAUCACCGCCGAACUUGUCCAACCGCGUCACCGCCGUCCGCCGUCGGAUCUGUCAUCGCGCCGUCGCGGAAGAGAGACAACGCGUGAGAGGGAGCUCAUCGCCGUCAGCUUUGUCAGAUCUCUAGUGCCGAACUCGCCUCUGCCGCUGCCGUCGAAUCGCGAACCGAGAACCGCUUCAGAUCUGUCAUCGCCGCCAGAGGACGCCCCUGCAGCUGCCAAACCCCAUCGCAUUCCAGUUUGGGUUCCGGCUCUGGUUCGUUUAUGCUGGGUUUAUUUCUCCCGAGUGCCGGAGCCGCCAUUUUCUUGUGAGUUUUUCCGCUGCUGAUUGAAGCCGCCGCUGUUGGAGCUUGCCGGAGUUAACCGCUGGAGCUGAGGCUGUGCUGUACUUAGUUUCUUGUUGGUACAAGUAGCUGUGGUUGCCACAAAAGUGGUUUGGAGCUGAGGAUGAGACUGCUGCGUUGUGGGCCGAGAGAAAAACUGAGUUUAUCGCGUAGCUAAGUGGUAAACUGAGUGAACCAUUGAACCAGUGACUUCACCGGUUUAUUGACCGGUCCGGUUCUCGCAACCUUGAAAUUAAAGUACAUAAACCUCAAAACGCCGUCGUUUCAUUCAUGGAGGCUCACGGAUCCGGUCUCCGCCGCGUCUUGGUUUUGGCGUUCUGUGUCGCCGGCAUCUGGUCUGCCUACAUCUACCAAGGCGUUCUUCAGGAAACUCUAUCCACAAAGCGGUUCGGUCCAAAUGGCGAGAGGUUUGAGCACCUUGCAUUUCUGAACUUGGCGCAGAAUGUGAUUUGUUUGAUAUGGUCUUACAUAAUGAUUAAGAUAUGGUCAAGUGGGAGUAGUGGUGGUGCACCUUGGUGGUCUUACUGGGGUUGUGGAAUUACCAACACUAUUGGUCCAGCGAUGGGAAUUGAAGCACUCAAGUAUAUUAGUUACCCGGCUCAGGUACUGGCAAAAUCCUCAAAAAUGAUUCCAGUUAUGUUGAUGGGUACUAUAGUGUAUGGUAUAAGAUACACUUUUCCAGAAUACGUCUGUACAUUCCUUGUUGCUGGAGGGGUAUCAACAUUUGCACUUUUAAAGGUUAGGAACUUAUCAGAAUAAUAAAGAAAAUAUAUA
Arachis ipaensis is the source of this 1490-nucleotide messenger RNA. Lineage: Eukaryota; Viridiplantae; Streptophyta; Magnoliopsida; Fabales; Fabaceae. The record is from RefSeq and is a predicted model, not a curated record.